AUGGCAGACGCUGCAGUUGAACUUCCUUAUCUAUCCACUCAUUAUACAAUCCCAGAAGCUACGCUCUCCACCCUGACGCAGGCCCCGACCGUGGAUCUUGUCAAUCAGCUGUUGGCAUCCAUCACCAAAAAGGCACAUGAGUACGAUGAACUUAAGUCCGACAAACUGCGCUUGGAUGUUGAGCUGGAGAAUGCGGUGCGCAGCAAUGAAUCAAAGAUCAAGGUUUUGAAAGGCACCGUGGAGAAGGGCCACAAGGAGGUCGAGGAUUUGAGGAAGAAACUAAACGAGUCAGGUAAGCUGGACCUUUGUGUUUGUGAUGAUAUAGACAUCUCCAUUCUGACGCGAUUAGAAACCGCUCGUUCUGCUCUGGAGUCAGAGAUUUCUACGCUCAAAUCAUCUUCCACGUCAAACGAGUCCGAAGCCACAUCCCUGAAGUCUCGCAUCUCGUCUCUCGAAGCCUCCAAUCGCGAUACGCUGGCUUUACUUGAGUCGAAGUCUGCUGCUCAUGAUAAAUUGGCCGAGGAGCUUUCGACGCAGCACAAGAAGACCAUCGAGCUGCGGCGAGAACUUUCCACCGCGGAACAGAAUCUUCAGAGUGCGAACUCGGCCUCUGCUAGCGCACGAUUCCGCGAGCAGAACCUUCAGCAAGAGCUUGACCUCACAAAGAAGAACAACGAAUGGUUUGAGACCGAGCUGAAGACCAAAUCCGCCGAGUACAUCAAGUUCCGCAAAGAAAAGAGUGCGCGGAUCUCCGAACUGCAACGCGAGAAUGAGGAGGCGAAUUCGACCAUCGACUCCCUGCGACGCAGCGAGAACUCUCUCAAGAGCCGUUUGGACGAAACGGAACACCGCUACGAAGAAUCCCUGGCCAGCAUCCAGCAACUGAAGGAAGAAGCAAUCCAGGCUGAUGAGUCUUCCCGAAUUGAGCGUGAUAGCCUCAAGCGACUUGCCGAGUUGCAUGGAUCUUCAGCGGAGACAGCCAAGAAGCGUGUGCAAGAAUGUCAAUUUGCGUUGGAGAAGGCCAAGGAUGAUGCAGCGGAGGAGAUCUCGCGCCUCCGUGUCGAAAUCGAGACCGAACACGCCGACAAGCAAGCAGCUGAGCGUCGUGUUGCCGAGCUUGAGAUAACCGUCAGCCAGCUCGAGUCUGAAGGACCCAGGCUUGGAUCUAUGAGCCCUGCUCGUUCGCUGAAUGGAGCAGGCCCCAGCACCCCAAUGCGGGCCGGAACUCCCGGCAGCACCUUCUCUCCUCGGGCCUCUCGUGGCAAGGGUAAUCUCACGUUGACCCAGAUGUACACAGAAUACGACAAGAUGCGCACUCAGCUUUCGAGAGAGCAGAAGAACAACCAAGAGCUUCAGUCGACGCUGGAUGAGAUGAUGCAAGAACUCGAAUCAAGCAAGCCUGAGAUCGACGAACUUCGCGCAGACCACUCCCGCCUUGAAAACGCGGUUGUGGAGAUGUCCAACAUUCUCGAAACGUCUGGUAAGGAACGUGAUGACGCGACCAAGGAAGCGAGAAAAUGGCAAGGUCAGGUUGAGGGUCUUGCCCGUGAAGGAGAUAUCCUACGCCAACAACUUCGGGAUCUGAGCGCCGAGGUUAAGGUUCUCGUUUUGGAGGUUGCCGUUGCGAAACAGGGCGAAGACUAUGACCGUGAGGAGCUGGAGAAGAUCGCCCGCAACGAGAUCGAAGAGUCCGCCGCCGACCUCAACCCAACUGGUCGCUUCAUCAGCCGAAACUUGACCACGUUCAAGGACCUCCACGAACUCCAGGAGCAAAAUGUUACUCUUCGGCGUAUGCUGAGGGAACUUGGGGACAGGAUGGAGGGCGAGGAAGCCCGUGCGAAGGAUGUCGUCCGCCAACAAGAGCACGAAGAGCUGAAGGAUCUGCGGAUCCGUGUGCAGACCUACCGCGACGAAAUUGCCAACUUGGUCGCCCAGACGAAGAGCUAUGUGAAGGAACGCGAUACCUUCCGUAGCAUGCUCACUCACCGACGCCAGCCUGUCGGAGACCCCUCCGUCUUCUCUCAAUCCGUCCCACUCGGCGCAGCUCCUCUGGGCGCCAGCACCAGCAGCCAGGCCAAUGAUGCUCCAGAUUACGCCGAGCUACUUCGAAAAGUCCAGGCUCAUUUCGAUAGUUUCCGUGAGGAGACCGCCACCGACCACAAAUCCUUACGGCAGCAGGUCAAUGAGCUCUCCCGAAAGAACAGCGAGUUGAUGAGCGAAAUCAGUCGGUAUAGCAGUCAACUUGCUACCGCUUCCCAACGCGCCGAGUUACACCAGAGCAACUUCAAUAUGCUUAAGACUGAGAACGGCGAACUCCAAAAGCGCUGUAACACGCUUUUUGAGCAAGCCAACCGACAAGACCUUCGGACACAGCAAGCGGCCGAGGAUCUCGUGGAGGCAAAGGGCCUGGCGGAGAGUCUCCAGCGGGAGAAUGCCAACCUGAAAGCGGAGAAGGAGCUGUGGAAAAACAUCGAGAAGCGGUUGAUCGAGGACACGGAAACCUUGCGGAACGAACGCAGCAGACUCGACUCCCUAAACGCCAACCUGCAGACUAUCUUGAACGAGCGAGAGCACUCGGAUGCUGAGAGUCGCCGCCGACUCCAAUCGAACGUCGAAUCACUGGAGUCUGAACUGCAAUCCACCAAGCGAAAACUAAAUGACGAGCUCGAGGAGUCGAAGAAGGCCACUCUUCGCCGAGAAUAUGAGCACGAGCAGAGCCAGAAACGCAUUGACGAUCUGGUUACCAGCCUGGGCGCCGUGCGCGAAGAAUUGGUCGCUUUGAAGACGACAAGAGACCACCUGCAGGCACGCAAUGACGAGCUGUCUGUUGGACUCCGAAGCGCCGAGGAACGCCUCCAAGUUCUUCAAACUCGUCCUAGUGUUGUUCCUGGCGCGACUGACGAUACCACUGUGGUCAUGCAGGAGGCUGGCGAGGGCGGUAGUCUGACCCGCGAGCAGGAGCUUGCCAUCGAAGUUUCCGAACUGAAACGUGACCUUGAACUGGCGAGGACUGAGCUCGAACACGCAAAGGAACGAGUCGAGGACUACCAGGCCAUCAGCCAGGCCACGGAAGAACGGCUGCAGUCGGUCACCGAAACUCAGGAUCAGUAUCGUGAAGAGACCGACCGUCUUGUUGAGGAGAAGGACAAAAAGAUCCAGGACCUCGAAACGCGGAUUGAAGAAAUCUCUUCGGAGUUGUCCAAUACCAACAACGAGGUGUCUAAGCUUCGUGAGGAGCAAGGUGACGCUACGCGCCGUCUCGAGGAGCAGAAGACCACCUUUGAGGCAGAUAUUGCUCGACUGAAGGACGACAAUGAACGACACGUCGCUGCUGCCCAGUUCCACCAGGAAGACCUGAAAGCCCAGGCCGAAAUCGCCCAACACGCACAACAAAACUACGAAAGUGAGCUUGUCAAGCAUGCCGAAGCAGCGAAGAACCUUCAGACAGUUCGUGCCGAAGCCAAUCAACUGAAGCUCGAUAUCGCCGAAGUGAGGUCCCAAGCCGAGACCUACAAGAGAGAUCUGGCCCAGAAGGAGGAGAGCUGGGUGGAGAUGAAGGCCAGAUACGAAAGCGAGCUUGCUGAGUUACAGAAACGCCGGGAGGAAGUCCUUCACCAGAACUCUCUUCUGCACUCGCAGCUGGAGAAUAUCAGCGCCCAGAUCUCUGCCUUGCAACGCGAUCGCGCCAAUGUCGCCGAAAAUGAGGAGCAGGAAGGAGAGCAGAUGGCACCAAACCUGGAGGGCCUCCAGGAGGUCAUCAAGUUCCUGCGUCGUGAGAAGGAGAUAGUUGAUGUUCAAUACCAUCUCUCGAUGCAGGAGAGCAAGCGUCUCCGCCAGCAACUUGACUACACUCAAUCUCAACUGGACGAAACGCGCCUCAAGCUUGAACAACAACGUCGUGCUGCUGCUGAUAGUGAGCACAAUACGCUCAACCACAACAAGCUUAUGGAGACGAUCAACGAGCUCAAUGUUUUCCGUGAGAGCAGCGUAACGCUUCGUAACCAACUCAGGCAGACCGAGACUGCGCUGGCGGAGAAGUCUGCUCGUGUCGAUGAACUUAACCACCAAAUUGAGCCUCUCGGUGCCAAGAUCCGGGAAUUGGAGAAUUUGUCCGAAACCAAGGAUGGCGAGAUGCAGUUGCUCCAAGCCGACCGCGAUCGUUACCAGCAGCGCAUACAAGACAUUCUCCAGAAAUACGACCGAGUGGAUCCGGCCGAGAUGGAAGAGUUGAAGCAGAAGCUCGCCACCCUCGAAAAGGAACGCGACGAAGCUGUGUCCGCACGGGAUACUCUACAAACCCAGGCCACCACGUUCCCCGAACAGCUCAAACAGGCCGAGGAUCAGAGGCAGGACCUGAAAGCAAAGCUCACCGAACAAUUCAAGGCGCGGUCGAAGGAUCUUACUGGGAAGGUCAACAGCAAGCAAAUGGAGUUGAAUGUGGCCUUGCAGGAGAAGGAGGUUAUCCAAGAGGAACUGAAGACUACGAAGGCAGAGCUGGAAGGGCUGAAGAGCAAAAUGGCCGAGACGCCAGCUCCGGCCGCCACUCCGGCCCCGGCUGCCGCACCGACUGCGGAUGCCACCGAAACCGAUACUGUCAACCCUACACCUGCGUCCCAGUUCCCGACUACAACGACCCAAGUUACCACCACUCCUGCUGAUGAGCAGAAGAUCAAGUCUCUGGAGGAGAAGAUCAAACGCCUGGAAGCAGCUCUUGCUGAAAAGGACGGUCUGCUGGCUGCGAAGGACGCCGAGCAGGCGGCCAAGAUCAAGGAACGCUCCGACAAGCUCAAGGAAAUGUUCAACAGCAAGCUGGCCGAAAUUCGGGCCGCCCACCGAGCCGAGAUUGAGAAGCUGUCUGCUGGUGGUAAACAGCCUGAUGCUCCGGAUACUCCGGCAGUGGGCGAUCAACAACAAGCAUCGGCGCCACCAACGCCGUCAAAGACCGUCGAGCUUCCCGAGUUGACCGACGCUCAGGCCAGAGAGCUUGUUCACAAGAACAAAACCAUUCAGACCAUCGUCCGCAACAACAUUAAGACCUUGAUCCACCAGCAAAGAGAGAAGGAGAAGCAGGAGGCCCAAGCCCAGGGAUCAUCUGCUGGGGACAACGGAGAAGCGAUGGCGGAGUUGGAGAAGAAGUACAACGAGGAGAAGGAGGCGCUCAAGAAGGCGUACGAAGAGGAACUGGGCGAGAAGAUCAAAUCUGCAGUUGAGCUGUCCGACAAGAAGUCACUUGCCCGGAUCAGCAUGCUCGACACUCGAUUCCGCACUUCUCAGGCCAAGAUCGAUGUGGUCCAAAAGGCUGCUACUGAGACUCCACAGAAGCCCGUGGUGGAAGUGUGGGAAGUGGCCAAGAUGGCCAAGCCCGCUCCUGCUGCCGCUCAAACACCAAAGCCAGCCGCGUCUCCCGCGCCGGCAGUCACACCACAGCCUCCUGCUGCACCCUCUCCUGCUCCGGCCCCCGAACAAACAGUGAAAGCACCCGAUGCGGAUGAAACCGCCGCCAAUGAUGAGGAGCAACAAGAAGGCGGCGAGGCCGUCGCUCCUGCGAAUCCAUUUGGCCAACUCCAACAAAAUCAGCAAGGCAAGCAGCAACCUACGUCUCUGCCCAGCAAACCACCAGCAGGCACCGCUCCGGGUAUGCUACGAGCUCUCCAAUCUGGAUUGCCGGUUGCGCGAGGCGGACGGGGUGGACGCGGUGGUGGCCAACAGAAUCCCUUCGGCCAUCAACAACAGCAAGUCGAUCAGCAACAGCAGCAACAAGGCCAGGCCCAGACUCAGCAGACUCAGCAGAGUCAGCGUGGCAGCGGUCUUCCACGUGGUCGUGGCGGCCGAGGCCAAGGCCGCGGUGGAAACCAGAACGCCAGUGCUGCGCAGACCCAACCGAGCCAGGGCCAAUCGAGUCCAACAGCAGCUCGUGGCGGUGGUGCCUUGAAUGUGCAAGCGCGCCAGUUCAUUCCACAAGGGAACAAGCGCACGCGCGAAGAGGGCCCCGACGCCACUGCUGAUAGUGCAACCGGAGGCAAGAGAAUGCGAGGUGGCGGCGGCGGACAAGCUCGUGGUGGUGCUGGUUCUUCCUGA
This is a messenger RNA of Penicillium riverlandense, 6078 nucleotides long. RefSeq names its product putative filament-forming protein (Tpr/p270). Gene Ontology annotation, cellular component: nuclear pore. The coding region runs from base 1 to 6078 and encodes 2025 amino acids. Lineage: Eukaryota; Fungi; Ascomycota; Eurotiomycetes; Eurotiales; Aspergillaceae. Gene Ontology annotation, molecular function: structural constituent of nuclear pore. The transcript has a single exon. Gene Ontology annotation, biological process: protein import into nucleus; mRNA export from nucleus. The record is from RefSeq and is a predicted model, not a curated record.